Molecule: messenger RNA, 567 nt
Organism: Brugia malayi
Lineage: Eukaryota; Metazoa; Nematoda; Chromadorea; Rhabditida; Onchocercidae
Gene: Bma-mab-23
Exons: 4
Coding region: 1-567 (188 amino acids)
Biological process (GO): sex differentiation; regulation of transcription by RNA polymerase II
Cellular component (GO): nucleus
Molecular function (GO): DNA-binding transcription factor activity, RNA polymerase II-specific; RNA polymerase II cis-regulatory region sequence-specific DNA binding
Source: RefSeq, a predicted model, not a curated record
AUGCCAAAAGAGCAGUAUAUGUGCCAAUUGUGUGCCAAUCAUGGUAUGUUUAAUCAGCCAAAAAAAGGUCACAAGCAAAAAUGUCCCUAUCGUCAUUGUCCAUGCAAUUUAUGUGCUUUAAAUACAAAACGACGUGCAUUGGAUCAAAUUGAACGUCAGUUAAAGAAUGGAUCAACAAAUUUGCAAAUUUCUGCAGAAUUAAUGAACGAUAAGAUAGAUCUAUGCGAUGCACAUUCAACGAUCUUAAAAAGUAAAAAUAUGGAUGCUACAAAUUCUAAGGAUGAUGAUUACGUUACAGCAUUGACAGCUUUAAGAAAAGCCGCUUCAUCACAUCAAUCAGUUACUCCCUUGCGCUCAUUGCCGAUCAAAAACAAUUCAACUAGCGGCGCAUUUUGUGUUGCAUUACCAGCAACAAUAACAAAAAAAGCUCUGAAAAGGACAGCUAAACGUAUGGAUGAAGCAGGAAGGAAAGCAAGAAUUCUUGAAAAUGCAAUCAGUAAUAUUGCACAACGAAGUAGAUUCCGGUCAAUAUUUCAUUCCGUGGAACAGUUAGCCCAAUCCGGUUGA